GUAGAACUGGCUCGGGACAAUCGGACGUGCAACUGAACCGGGUUUGUGUCGACGACCAUGCGUGCUCUGAUUCAUCGGUCCGCGGAACAAGCGUCAAACUCAAGUGUCGUCGCUGCGAGCCGUUUUGCAUUAAAUUGAAGACAGCCUUGUGUCGAAAGCCACGAGAAAAAUCUCUAGGUAACGUUCUUGCAGAUGCCUCGCUAAUCUGGUGGGGUUUUGAAAUUCCCCAGCUUCUAUUGCUCCAGAGGCCCUCUGCGCCAUUCCGGAGAUUCUUUGAUCCGUCUGGCAUCUCAGACUGGAUUGAUAAUCCUCGAGGUAGAAGGUCCGUUCUCGGUCAAAAGCUAUGUGCGAACACACAACCUGUCAAUUCUGGCGAGCUCUGCCUGUAAUUUCGAGCAUUCGGAGUCAAGUUUGGGGGUGAUGCAGUUGCCAAUUCGUCCUUGCCCCGAGCUGUGGGAUUGAUCUCUAGUGACUCUGAUGUAUACGCAGCUGUUUUAAUCACAAGUUGGUUUUCUAGUGUUUAUUUCCUUGGAAGAUCAACUUCAUUCACGAGCCCGUGUCUUCACCAUGUGCAAAUGCUUCGCUACUCCUCCUUUGUUGGCCCGUAUGUUGGUAGCUGAGGAGCUGUGCGUGUAAUACGAGGUUGCAGUUGCAACUGACUCUCUCUGUCCCUGACUCCAGCGUUUACAGAGACAUAGAAACGAUCUCUUGAAGAAGGCGUUGCAGUCUGAUGGAUAUGCGCAGUAGAACGUUUAGGCAUUGGACCUUGAAGAAGACCUCGGAGCAGUCGAACAAUCGAUGUUGAGUAUGGAGCUGGGAAAUUUGGUUCGUACUUGGACAGAGUAGAGGAGGCUAGAAGAUACUGGUAGCAGGUCUUGGGCGAGAUGAACGCGUUUGGGAGUCCUCCAGGGGUUCCUGCGAAUUAUUUGUGUUUAGUCACAAAUCGGGAAUCUCGUCGGACUCGGGUAUCAUUCAAAGAAUGGCAAGCUUUCAGUGAGCUUCUUGAAGUGAAGAAAGCGCGAGAGGUAAAGGGAUGAAAUUGCUGUUGUGCAGUGCUAGCUGGCAGGUACAUCAUGUACUCGCUCUCGACAUUCAGCAGAGCGAAUAGCUUCUUGGUCAUGGUAGUAGUCGAAAAUAAUUAGUGGAUGCUCCUCGCAUUCUGCAAUUCCUGCGAGGAGAAAAAUGGAGCAGCAUUUGUCAUCUCUUCUUUACACAGCCUCAACCGAGUAUGAGCUAGCAGGCGGUCAGGUGGGAUCCAAUGGAGCACAUGGAGCCUCGCUGUCUGCCGAGACACUCUCCGAUUUGCACGAUUUUUUCCAGUCCUCCGGAUCGAGAAAUUCGGAGCUCAGUGGAUUAUGGGAUGAUCUUGCAGAGAAGAAGGUUUCUCUGGGAGCAAUUGUGGAAAUUUUGUCGGGGACAAUGCAAAAGGGCGGAAUAGCUGGAGUUAGAGCCGUGGAAGUGUAUUUAUCACUUCUAAUGGCUCCCGACUGUCCCCUUUACAGUCUUUUUAGUCAAAUGGCAUUCGAUGCCUUAGCCCGGUGCCUGCGAAAUUGUUGUAAACCUGUGCCUGCCGCUGCUCUGAACGUCACAGCAGAUAUAGAUACUCAGGGAGGGGACAAAGGGAUAAAAGGACACAGGAAGGGAAAGCGGCAACGAGGUGGAGGAAGAUCGAACGUGGACAAUGAAGAGAUUGACAUGAGUCCAAGUCAGCUUAGUGCUCAAUCUCAACCAGCGGAGACUGUAAGUGUUCAAGACAUAAUGUCUUCGCUGCUAAAAUUGCAGAAAGCUUUACUUGUUCUCCACCUCAGAGAACGUCAAGAGACUCUGAAGUUGGUGUUGGAGUUGCUGGUAAGUAUGCUACAUCUCUUGAGCGAAAUGGAGGAUGAAGAGAACCGGCGCACAGAAAACGGCGGGCGCGCGAAGAAAAGAGCCGUGAUUUCAUCUCCAAGAGGAUCAAUUCCAGAUUCCAUUUUUCAAAUUUUGGAAUCGCUGCUCGAUUCCAAGCAUGGGCAACCACUGAAAAAUGCGGUGAUGAUACUCCGAGAGCUUACUCCGACAAUACUUCUUAAUCAACCUGGAGGGACUGGAAGGUCGGGCAUUCGAAGCUGCGCGUUACAAUUUGUCACGCGUACUUUACUGAAGACGGGAGGAAGCUCAGUACAGCCUGCAGUUGCGGCUUUGCCUCGGUACAUCUGUUGUAAAGCUCCAGAAAAGACCGAUGGACGUCUCUUGGCCAUAGACAGUGCGAUGACGAUUCUGCACGCAUUAGAUAUCAAAGAUCUAUGUCAAUUUGCCGAUUUUAUUCGCAAGUUUUCUCAUUCGAAACCUCGACAUCGUCUGAUAGCAGUCGAUGUCGCUCUUGCUCUUCUAGGAGGUUUUCCCGAUGCAUUGAGGUGCCCACCACCUCUGGUUGAUGAGUGCUCUAAUCCAUCUGGACCCUCACCCUAUGAGAGGGGUCCUAGAGCCCAUAACUUCAAUGGCAGAAGAAAACCUUCAAGAUUUAAUAAUCAAGGAGCUUCGGUUCAACCUAGAAAAGACGGAGCUCAAGAGAGUGCAGAUGAAGUGGAAAACAAUGGCUGUCAAGACGGGCAGUCUGCCAUGGAUGGACAUCAACACGAUGAAGCCUCCUCAUCAGAGAACCAGUGGUGGGGUGUUACUUGCAUCGAGGUAUUACUGCACAGGUCCUCAGAUAAAAUUCCCUCAGUUCGGGCUAGAUCGCUUGCAAAUCUAGCCCAAGCCAUCGAGCUUCUGUCAGUGGAUGUAAGCUCCCGUCGCCAUCUUCAGAGUCUUCUUGGUUUUAAUGGAAUUGCUCCUCAGGGUACUCGAGUGCUAAACGCGAAUUCUACUGCCCUUCACUGCAGUGAUACCGGUGAUACGCCUAUUCUGGGCGGAUAUACUCCAUCUCCAGAACCCAGCUCGGACUUGCCUGGUGCCACUCCCCUCACCCCAGGUGCAGGACAUCGUGACUUGUGGUCACUGCUCCAGAGGAGGUGCUUGGAUGAUAAGGUUGCGGUUAGAAAAUCAGCUCUAGUCUUAAUGAAAAAAUCAACUACUUUAUUAGGAAAGGCUCCAGAGGAUGAUAUCCUUCACGCUCUGGGUGCUGCUUGCGGUGAUUCGAUGAUCAGCAUUCGGAAAUCAGCCCUUGCUGCCAUAUCAGAGGUGCUAAGAAAGUUUCCAGGUGAUCUCAGAGUAGCUAGAGAAUGGCUUAGGUCUGCCCUUCCGCUAGCUUUUGACAACGAGACAACACUUCAAGACGAGUGCUUGAACUUAUUUGAAGAGCUUGUUGUGGACCGAGUAUCUUUGAUCUCGACGUUGAAGCUUCCUAGAAGCAAACUGCUUCAUAAAACCGGACGUGGCAUACAUCAGAGUUCGCAGGAUACUCAGGAACUGAAUGACGAUGACGUGGAAAAGCUUUUACCCGUUGGUGCUCUCGGCAUUCUGAAAGAAAUGGCGGAUGGAAGUUCAAUCUCUUCUUGUGUGAAGCGCAUUUGCUUCAGCUUGGGCAAGAAAAAGCGACUCAGGCCUGGUGUUGCGCUCGCCCUGCAAAAUUUAAUCUCUGCUCACAGAUCUCCGGAUGGAGCGUGGUUUCUGCUGUCAGAAGUUUCAGAAUUCGUACCAAAAGCGGUUGGUUGGGAAUUUCUUCGUACUCACUGGCAGCUUCUUGAUGGCAGAGAAAACGGUCGAGCAAAAGGACAAGGAUCGGAAACUUUGGAAGGCACCCUCCCAAGAGGAACUUCCUCAAAAUGGGCUGUCAAUCGCGUGCAUUUACUUCAGACAAUUUCGAAUGUGGCUGUUGAACUUCCUCCAGAUGCAGCUGCAGAUCUGGCUUCCGAGCUCCUAGAGAGAUUACAGGCCUUCGAUAUGCACUCGGCUGAGGUUGGUGCUCAUAUUAAGGCCCUCGCUGUACUCUGUAAGCGGAAGGUGGUAGCUGUUGAACAGGGAGAUCAGCUUGUGGAAGUCUGGGUGAAGCAGCUCCUCGAGGAGUCAGGUAAUAUUCUUGAGUCCUGCAUUAAAAGUCCGUCUUCACGGGGAACCGCACAGGAGGGAGCGGAGGAUGCCUUUCGCACCCCAGUGUCCCAAACUCGGGAAAUGCAGGGGGACAAACAAACUGAAAAUAGAUGGAAUAAGGAUCGCGGACAAGUGAAGGGUCAAGUGGUAUCAGCAACGCAAUUAGAGACCGUAGUUUUUACUGUUGGUGCCCUCGCCCUUGUAUGCCCGCGAGUGAAAGACGCUCGCGUGGUCACGUUGGUUCAAACUUUGAUAACGACUGCCAAACGAGUCAUUGGACGCACAAGAGGAGGUGAAGCUCAAAGACUCUUAAUCAGGGAGAAGGUGACUCCCGAGGUUUAUGUUCAUCUGUGGGUGGCCCUCGGCAAGCUUUGCCUAGCUGAUGAUUCCCUUGCCAAGCGUUGCAUCCCUCUCUUUGUCCAGGAACUAGGAAGAACAAACUCAGCAGCAGUGCGGAACAACAUCACAAUUGUUAUGACGGACUUCUGUGUCCGUUACACUGCCCUUGUAGACGGCUAUUUACAUGAUUUGACGAAAUCAUUGAAGGACUCUUGUGAACUUGUACGUAGACAAACCUUUGUACUUCUCUCGAGGUUGCUCCAGAGAGAUUACGUCAAGUGGAGGGGAAUGCUUUUCCAUCGUUUCCUUCUUAUGUUGGUAGAUGACUCUCCAAAAAUCAGUCAGCUGGCAAAGUUCGUCUUCAGCAGCAUACUCAAAUUGAAGGCUCCGCUACUGGCUUACAACAGUUUUGUGGAAGCAUUGUUUGUCCUGAAUGACUGUGUCUCACAAGCAAGUUCAAGUGCUAUGCUGCAAGUUCCUGAGAGUGAGAGAUCAGUCUUCUCUCUCAGAGGAAAUACAACAGAUGUGGUUGAGAAGCGAAUGCAAAUCUAUGGAACUCUCCUCCAGCAAAUGAAUCCAGAGCAUCUUCUGGCUACAUCUGCAAAACUCUGCUCAGAAGUGCUUGCUGCGGCAGCAGAUGGUUUGCUUGAUCUUAAAGAUGGCCCUAGCCAGUGUGUACUUCAGGACGCUUUGCUGAUUCUAGCAUCGAAGGAGCUCAGAAUCAUUAACCCUCGAGCUUCGGCUGGUACAUCUGAGCUGGAGGACGAUGACGGGGGAGCCGCAGCAGCUGUUGCAGCUGUGAAAGGACGGGUUGUUACUCAGCUGAUGAAAAAGAAUCUUGUACAAAAUGCAGUCCCCAUCUUCAUUGAACUUAAGAGGUUGUUGGAAAGUCAAAACAGCCCAAUGCUGGGGCUGCUCAUGGACAGCAUGCGGCAGAUGCUGAAAGACUACAAGAGCGAGAUCGAGGAAAUAUUAGUUGCGGAUAAACAGCUCCAAAAGGAAAUUCUCUACGACAUGCAAAAGCACGAAGCUGCCAAAGCCAGAGCGAAAGUGGUUGCGGCAAUUCCUGUUCAGCCUGACGUUAUGCAGGGAGCUACACCUGGUGCAGUGAGGACCCCUGUUGCGAUUAGCAUUCAUUCUGCGACAGUCGAGCAGAUGGGCAAGAGCGCGCAGGACAGUCGCCUCCAAGGAGAGGCGAUCAGUAAAAUGAGCGAGAAAGAGAAUAUGGGCGGAAAUCUACAUUCGCGGUCUGGAUUGCAACGUUCCAGAAACAACACGAAUCCGAACCAGGCUUAUAAUAUUCCUCCAAAAAGCCCCGUGGUUUCUGCGAUGAGAAAGUCGCCUCUUGACAAUCUGCUCUCUCCGCGUGGAGAUAAUCGUGCAACUUCAACUCCCCGGGUGACUUGGCAGCACGGUACUCCGACGAUGGGCAGAACGAUGAUGCACUGCGCAGUGCCGAGCAGUGGCUCGCAUCAAGCGCAGACCCCACAUCAUCCUCAUACAACUCAAGUCCGGCCUCCGGAUCCUCUCAGCCCUCUGCGUGCUUCGCAGGAGGAGACAUGUUUAGCUGGAGCGGUCGCAGAUGUGGCAGCCGCUGCGACAGUCGCCACUGUGCUUCAACAAGUCGCCCAGAGGAAUGUUACGCCCUUGCGUGGCAUGUCCUUGCCCCGCUUGCGUCCCUCCGUUGCUACAGCCACUCGGCGGCCGAAAGAUGCAGCAGCUCCCCCGACUUCCCAACUGGCAGCAGUCUCGCUAGACGAGCGAACUCCCGCUGCUGCAGCUGGUGCCCAGCGCUUCCCCGGUUCCCCCCAGUGUCUCGCUGGGGAAGAGGAAAGUGGACUCGAGACUGUACGCAGACGACAGUCUUUCAGCUCUAUCGAUGACCCAUGUGGGUUGCCCUGAGUGACUGUAGUCUACAUCACCCGCAGCUGUAGAAAACUAGUUUCGGCUCAUUCCUCUCAUCACACUCACAUCACCACUCCACACUACACUACACCACUCUUGCUGGAGGUCAAGCGAACGUGCACUUGCGCUGCUCGUCUGACCGUCAGGCAGAUACAUAUCCUGGCGACUCGCGUGUGGAAGACGAUGAAAUGGCGAGUGUGGUUUCAUUUGGGGUGUGAUGUAAGUGGGGGUGGGCUGAGGACAUCCGUCGCAUGCCCUGCUGUGGCCUGCGAAGUCAAUGGCGCUCGCCGAGCCUGCCGGGUACGUUUAUAAUAGUCAUUUACCUUCCCCUAUCCCCAGCAUGCGCCCGAGUGCUGGGUUCGUUUCUUCUCCAGGCUGAGUUGCGGUGGUCUCUUUCUAUAACUAGGGUGAGACAAGCUCCACAAAUCGACGGCAAAUCCCGCCUAUUUUUCCAGAGAGCCAGGUCAAGCCGGAGCAAUAAAAAUAGGUGUAGAAAUUCCGUACACUCCCCCAAGUUUGGCUGAGUUUAACGGUGAGUGCGCUCUCCCAUCCCUCCUUUGCGGCAGGGAGCUCCGUGCCGUUGCUUUUGCUGCUCUGCACAUCUCCUCUGACCAGUGGUGGACUCCCGGUUUGAAACGUGGAAGAGUGACAAGCUGAACCCACCAUCUGUCCUAUUGGGGCCUGUAGAUUUGGACUUAAGUGGACACCAACCCUCGGAGAUAAAGUAGGAGGUUCGCAUUAAAAGUGAUUCACCUUCCACCGCGAUAAGUGCGGAGUUAAUUGUAAAUGAUAUGCGGCUGCAAUUGUAAAUAUCAUAGCUCAUGGCCCG
Molecule: messenger RNA, 7081 nt
Organism: Marchantia polymorpha subsp. ruderalis
Lineage: Eukaryota; Viridiplantae; Streptophyta; Marchantiopsida; Marchantiales; Marchantiaceae
Source: the annotation of a GenBank genome assembly